CUUACGGUAUUUUGCUUUGUUGAAUUUUUUCUCUCUAAUCAUUGAGCUCAAAUGCUCAAUUAUUUAGAAUAUUCUGGUUUUCUCUGGAAACUAAUUUUAUUUUAUUUUAACAAAUGGGUUCUUACAACACAGUCAAAGGUUCAAGUUUAAUGAGACAGAAACGACAAAGUAUGUGACUCUCUCUGUCUUCGAUAUUGAACUACUGAACCGAUCGCAUGAAGAAAAAAUUGGCAACUUGGCAUCCCAAUUCCCAACCCAAUCUCUCUAGAUUAACUAAACUCUUUCUUGUUCUGAUUAUUCUAUAUCUCUCUUCUAUUUAGCACCACUUUCAACAACUAAUCAUCCUCUUCUUUUUUUUUUUUCCUCUUUUUUUGGGCGGUCAACGCCCUCUGCAUUUUCCACUUCAACCAAAUCCAUCUCUUUCUUCUUCUUCUUCUUCUUCUUCUCCAAAUGGGUCGCAAGCACGAUGAAAAAAGUACCAUUCUUUACAACCGUUUGAUCCUUCUCUUAGUCUCCUUUGCUUCCUGCGGUUUCGUCUACUUCUUCCUCUCUGCGGUCCUCACCAAAAACUCGUCCAUUUCUUUGUCUGGGUCGUCGUCGUUGGCAUUGGUCGGAGAAGGAGGUGGUGGAGGAUGCUGCAGAGGGAUUGAGAAUUUGGAGCUAUGGGGUGCUGCAGUGAAGUGGGGUUCUGAUUUUAAGUUCAACAGCUCCGAAGAUUGCUGCAACGCUUGCAAAUCAAUGUGCACCGGUAAUGAUGGACCAUGCCUCUGUGACACGUGGGUGUUCUGUGGGAACCGUGAAGCUUGUGGAUCCAAGUUCGGUGAGUGUUGGUUGAAGAAGCAGAAGGACAGCUUAGCCCCUGAAAAGCAAGAUGGUGGGCCUCCAGGGGAAGAAAAUUAUUGGAUUUCUGGUCUCAUCUUUGGAAAAGGAGAGGGUAUUAUUGCAAUGGAAACUGAAUUUGGAACUCUUCAUAUGAAACUUUUCCCUGACUGUGCUCCACACUCAGUUGCCUACAUUCUAGAGUUGUUGGCAUUGCGCCACUGUGCAGGUUGCCAAUUUUACCGUGCAGAGAGCCGAGGUGAAUCAUGGGAUUCAGAAGGAAACCACAUAAAAAAUGCUGCUUUUGGUCCCCCUUAUGCAAAGAAGGGGCUCAGUUGCAUGGAUUGGUCCUGGCCCAGAAUUCUUUAUUAGCUUAGCUAACCAUGCAGAGUGGAAACAUGAAUACACUGUCUUUGGUUCUGUUCUUCCAGAAGACUUGCAUGUUGCUGAGAAAAUUGCUACCCUCCCUACAGCAUCAGAUGUUUGGAACAACAUUAAUGUCACCGUUUUGAAAAGCCCUGUCCCCUUGUCGCUUGGUAGAAUCAAGAAGAGACAUGAAGAUUGAAAAAAGACAAGCCAAAGUUGCUAUUGCAUACAAGGAUUGCAAUUCUUUUUGGUUUGAAAAGCUCACACUUUUUUUUCUCCUUUCACAUCCUGUGUAUUAAACGUUUAUGUAACUUAGUCACUUUUUUAUAUUAAUAUCAAUAUUAUGUUAUUGGAUGAA
This is a messenger RNA of Arachis ipaensis, 1543 nucleotides long. RefSeq lists its product as uncharacterized. Gene Ontology annotation, biological process: protein peptidyl-prolyl isomerization. Lineage: Eukaryota; Viridiplantae; Streptophyta; Magnoliopsida; Fabales; Fabaceae. Gene Ontology annotation, molecular function: peptidyl-prolyl cis-trans isomerase activity. The record is from RefSeq and is a predicted model, not a curated record.